CAACGGAAAAACCUAAGACUUGAGUUCCUGCGGCUAAGCGAUUCUAUCACCUAAGACAGAUGGAUACUGAUGUUGUUGGAGAUUCUGUCAACAAGCAAAAUGAUGAUGAAGUUUACAAAGAGGAAGAUGUAGAUGAGGAUUUUGAUGAUGAUGAUGAUGAUGAUGAUGAUGAUGAUGAUGAUGACGAACCUGCCACUCUUGGUUUCGUUGACAAGCCAAAGGAUGAAUGGUCUCUUUGCCGCCAAUAUUUCCCAAGCAAAGCUGGAGGAGUCCCGGCUUGGCUUGACCCUCUUAAUAUACCAUCAGGAAGUUCAUCUGUGUGUGACAUUUGUGGAGACCCUUUACAGUUCCUGCUUCAGGUUUAUGCGCCAACUGAGAAGGAAACCACGUUUCACCGGAUGCUGUUUGUUUUUAUAUGUCCUUCUAUGACAUGUCUUCUCAGGGAUCAGCAUGAGCAAUGGAAACGCCACCCUGAAAGACCAUCUAGAAGUGUGAAGGUUUUCCGUUGUCAGUUACCUUGUGUUAAUCCGUUUUACUCAAGCGAAUGCCCUAAGGAUGAUGGAAGCCACAAGCCUGCCACCAGUGGAGCUGCUCUUUGUGAUUGGUGUGGCACUUGGAAAGGAGAUAAGCUCUGUAGUAGUUGCAGACAAGUGCGGUAUUGCUGUGAAAAACACCAGGUCAUGAGUUGGCGCUCAGGGCAUAAAAUUGCUUGCCAGCAGAUAAAAGUUUCUUCAUCUGUUAGUGGACCCAACAAAAGUGUAACAACCUCAUUGGAGUCUCGUAAGGUUGGAAGCAACAAUGUGUGGCCUGAAUUUGAGAUCACCAUUGAAGAUGAAAGUGAAUAUAACAGAGACAUAUCCGAUACCUUAGCUAAUUCCUUGAGAUUAAGUGAUUCCUUGAUCUCGAAGAAUACGGCUGAUGAAUCAAUGAAUUUAGAUUUAGAUAGCUUUCAGGGUGAUGAUGAGAAAAAGAGCUGGGUCUCCUUCCAGGAUCGAAUUGCCAAAGCCCCUGAACAAGUGUUGAGGUAUUACAGGAAUACUAAUGCUAGGCCACUAUGGCCUGUUUUUAGUGGUCGGCCAUCCGAAGCUGAUAUCCCUAAAUGCAGCUAUUGUGGUGGAACUAUGUGCUGUGAGUUUCAGGUUUUGCCGCAGCUUCUGUAUUACUUCGGCGUUGACAAUGAACCCAACUCUUUGGAUUGGGCUACAAUUGUCGUGUAUGCAUGUGAAGCCUCUUGCGAAGCAAGUUUGCAUUACAAGCAAGAAUAUGCUUGGGUUCAACUUUAUUCAUCUUCUGCUACCUAAUGAUGACAUUUUUACGCUCAAAUUUUGAAAUAGUUAAAGCAUUGUGGAUGAGAUAGGAAUUUCUUUAUUUAAGUAAACCAACAAUUGAGGAUUACGACAGGUGAUUGUGUAACUUAUAGAUUUGUGUUGCGUACAAAAAAUUUGCCCCUCUAAAAAUAGGUUAUUGCUUGUUCUUUUA
Messenger RNA from Lotus japonicus, 1479 nucleotides. RefSeq lists its product as uncharacterized. Lineage: Eukaryota; Viridiplantae; Streptophyta; Magnoliopsida; Fabales; Fabaceae. Gene Ontology annotation, cellular component: cytoplasm. The record is from RefSeq and is a predicted model, not a curated record. The transcript is spliced from 9 exons. The coding region runs from base 60 to 1301 and encodes 413 amino acids.